Manduca sexta (tobacco hornworm) is the source of this 2570-nucleotide messenger RNA. RefSeq lists its product as uncharacterized. NCBI's taxonomy places the organism in Eukaryota, Metazoa, Arthropoda, Insecta, Lepidoptera, Sphingidae. The record is from RefSeq and is a predicted model, not a curated record. Gene Ontology annotation, cellular component: cilium. The transcript is spliced from 11 exons. Bases 159 to 1823 code for a protein of 554 amino acids. Gene Ontology annotation, biological process: cilium movement; outer dynein arm assembly.
AAAACAUAGGUACAGCAAAACCUCCUUUAUAUGUCUGACAUUUUAAUAAAAAGGAAAAAUGACAUUUUAAAUAUUAUUGUUUACAGUUAGACAUUAAAAAUUAUAUAUUAAAACGAUAUAUUGUUUUCAAUUUUGUCAGCUUUAUAAUAUCUAUCGAUAUGUUAUCGGCAGCGAAAGUUCGUAUUCAUGGGAUGCAAGAUGAAAACUGGGUGAUAAAGGACAAGAUCAACCAAUACCGCGGGCUCAUAAAAUUAUAUGAACGCGAUCGCAAAAUUCAUGAGGGCGAUUUGGCCAAACAAAAGAAGCGCUACUCGCGUGACAUCCGACAGCUGCGAAAAGAUAUAACAACAAAACGGGACCAGCUAGGAGUGGCGGUGUAUGGAGAUAAGCAAUUCCUCAGGAACGCCUUUCAGGAGCAUAGGAGGCUGCAGCUCACAUACAUGAAUAGUCAGGCUGGCAAAGUUCUAGAGAGUAUACAUCAAGAAAACUUUAACAAACGGAAGCAGCUGGACAGAAUAAGAUACACAAAACACAAAAAGAUGGAGAAAUUUCGAUUAACACAGUUGGAGGCGGCAGAACUGCGCGAUCGCCUUCUGUAUGAGGUUGGCGGCAAAUUACCCGCCGAGAAAAAGGAACAAGCCGUCGCCAACUACGUCCAGAAAGCUAAUAUCAAGAAAAACGCCGCGCUCGCCAUCAAAGUGAUGUACAAAAAAAUACUUGAUAUUUUAAAAAAGGAUUCAUCAUAUUUCACAGUGGUACUAGAGGCUCUGAAGCUAGACUGUCGUGCUCAGGGUAAGUGUUUAAUGGGCGCAACGGAGAUGGGCCAGCUAGCUAUGGAAUACUUGGACGAUAGGAAGUUUGAGUUCAGCAAACUAGAGAAAGAGAUAAAAGUCAACAUGAAAGAGAGGGAGAGAACGCUUAAGUUAGCGCGUCGUGAAGUGGCUUAUCUGACAGAUUCAUUCCCUGAUCUCAUACGGAAAGAGGAGGCAACGAACCUCGACGAUCUGUACGAGGAUGAAGACGCCGUGAGUAAGCAUUCGGUACACUGGGAGCUGGAAGAAGUUAUGGGCAUCUGCAAACGACUUCAAAAAGCAACACUCGUUUCCUCAUUUGAUAAGAUUCUUUUAAGGCUAAAGGAGCAGAGAUACCAAACGGAGCGUCUGAUGAUGCAGCUGACCCUGAACAGUGCCAAGCGUGAUGCGCUGAUUGAGGACCGGAAGCACGCCGUCAUGAUGCUGGACACGCUGAAGAACGUCGGGCAGGAGAAGACAGCGCAAUAUUUGCUAGAGAAAAAACGUCUGUUGGCGCAACAGGAAGCGGAGAGGCGCGAGGAAAACGACCUCAAUAAGGCGCUUGACGAAAAGGGAAAAAUUAUAAUUGAGAUGAAAACUUCGUUGCAACAAAUCAACGAGCUGCUCUCCAGUGUCGGUGCGCCGAACGUGCCGAGGCCGUUCACGGACGUGCCGCCCGCGAUCCAGUACGCGCUCGAGGAGAUGGUGCAGCCGGUGCCUGAGGUCGAGGCUGACUUCGACAAGCUGAUAUUGACCGCGAAACAGAAGUUGAACGUGCUCAUCCAGGCGGUGUCCAAAAUGGAAGUGACUCCCGAAGUGAGGCUAAACGCGCGCCUGUUCUACCACAACAUCCUCGCGCGAACGAUGCGCGACAACUACAAGGACGAAGUCGUCGCUGAAGGAGGUUUAAUCGAGUUCGAGAUGGAAGACCCGAACGUGCCCAGCCAUGCUAUCAUUAAGCUCCGGAGCAAGCAGUUGGUGGAGGCACAAGUCAGCGAGUUUGACGUGCCGGCUGACGCACCUAAGAAGUGAACAUCAUACGCUACAAUACAGGAGAGUUAACAAAUUGAUCUCGUUCAAAAUUAUUCAAUGUUACAUCACUGACACAUAGCCACAAAGCCGAUCAAAUUAUAUUAAACUACUUGAAAUAUAAAUCGCUGGAUAUUGAAUAGUUGUCACUAACCCCACUAUAUACUGUACCCACCAGUAAUUUCCUUUUCUUUUCUAAUGCUGUACUCUGAAAAAUAAUUCAUAUAUUUUAUAGUAUAAUACGGUUAAUUAUAAGGCCGCGUUGAACGUUGUAUGACUGGAUGAUCCAAUUAUAAAAGUUCUUUCAUUAAGAUAAAUCUACAUUGUUAUUGUGUUGGUAUUAUGAAGGAAUUAUUACCCAGGGGUAAUUACUGCUCGCGAGUAAAUGCUUUAAAAAUAUCAAACCAUGAGGGUCAUGCGCAUCCUACCUUUCCGCUUUUACUUUACUACUUUAAUAGGACGUAUAUCAGAUAUUUUUCAAUUUAAUGCUUGGUCGGAGCAAAAAACAUAAUGCCUUCAUAAUAAAAUAAACUAAUCCAUAAACAUUUUAAAUGAAAUUUGGAUUAUAUUAUUGUUGUAAUGUAUAGAAAUUAUGUUCUGUGAUGUAUCCACGACUUUCCGUACCUAAUGGUAAAAAAUGUAAUGCAUUUCAAUUUUCAUAAGAGCAUAGUACAAUAUUUUUUAUUUAAAUUAUGUAAUCUAACUUUGUGAGUUUGUUACCUUGUUGAAAUUAAAAAUCGAUAAAUGUCA